AUACUACUAUAUACUCCUAUACUUGGUAACCUAAUCUCACGCGCGCUCUCUCUCUCUCUCUUCGGGCGUCUUUGGAUAACACUCCUACUCCUCUCUCUGCUUCCGUCUAAAACCCUAAUUAUACUCAUCACCUCACCAACCAACCAUCCGCCGAUUUCCUAUUUGAAGAGUGAAUGGCAUCAACUUUCAUUACCAUGUCUUCGGUUGGCUCCUUUGCUGCACCUAGCAUUGGUGUGCCAGAUAACAAAUUUGGAUCUUUUGGUUCCAUAUCCUCGAGCUCAUUUGGUAGGAGCCAAAAUGUUUUUCUCCGAAGAGGACGUUCUCCAAGAAUAAAUGCCAUGGCUAAGGAUUUGUAUUUCAACAAGGAUGGUCAGGCUAUUAAGAGGCUGCAAAAUGGUGUGAACAAGCUUGCUGAUCUUGUUGGGGUUACUCUUGGUCCAAAGGGCCGAAAUGUCGUUCUAGAGAGUAAAUAUGGCUCCCCAAAAAUUGUUAAUGAUGGGGUGACAGUGGCUAAAGAGGUCGAGUUGGAAGAUCCAGUUGAGAACAUUGGGGCUAAAUUGGUCAGACAAGCCGCGGCGAAGACCAAUGAUUUGGCCGGAGAUGGGACAACGACAUCUGUUGUUCUUGCGCAAGGUCUUAUUGCUGAAGGUGUCAAGGUGGUAGCAGCGGGUGCAAAUCCUGUAUUGAUUACCAGAGGAAUUGAGAAGACUGCAAAAGCUUUGGUCAGCGAGCUUAAGCUGAUGUCAAAAGAGGUAGAAGACAGUGAACUGGCUGAUGUUGCAGCAGUUAGUGCUGGUAACAACUAUGAAGUUGGUAAUAUGAUAGCUGAAGCCAUGAGGAAAGUGGGUCGGAAGGGUGUGGUGACCCUUGAAGAGGGGAAGAGUGCCGAAAACAGUCUCUAUGUUGUUGAAGGGAUGGAAUUUCCUCGUGGUUAUAUCUCACCUUAUUUUGUGACUGAUAGCGAGAAAAUGUCAGUUGAAUUUGAGAACUGCAAGUUACUGUUAGUUGACAAGAAAAUAACGAAUGCAAGGGAUCUUAUAAAUGUACUGGAAGAUGCUAUCAGAGGUGGAUACCCGAUUUUGAUAAUUGCAGAAGAUAUUGAACAAGAAGCUUUGGCAACUCUUGUCGUGAACAAGCUUAGAGGGGCAUUGAAAAUUGCAGCACUGAAAGCUCCAGGAUUUGGAGAAAGGAAGAGCCAGUACCUUGACGACAUUGCAAUUCUGACUGGAGCGACUGUAAUUAGAGAUGAGUUAGGGCUUACCUUGGACAAGGCAGAUAAGGAAGUCCUGGGUCAUGCUGCCAAGGUUGUGCUUACCAAGGAUUCGACGACAAUUAUUGGUGAUGGGAGCACCCAGGAUGCAGUAAAUCAACGUGUUGCACAGAUUAAAAACCUUAUCGAGGUUGCAGAGCAAGAAUACGAAAAGGAAAAACUUAAUGAAAGAAUCGCAAAAUUGUCUGGAGGUGUUGCUGUCAUUCAGGUUGGAGCACAAACUGAGACAGAGCUAAAAGAAAAGAAGUUGAGAGUAGAGGAUGCUCUCAAUGCAACUAAGGCGGCUGUUGAGGAAGGUAUUGUUGUUGGUGGUGGAUGCACCCUACUUAGGCUUGCUUCAAAAGUUGAUGCCAUCAAGGAUAGCCUUGAGAAUGACGAGGAAAAGGUUGGAGCAGAUAUAGUUAAGCGAGCUUUGAGUUACCCCCUGAAGUUGAUUGCCAAGAAUGCUGGUGUUAAUGGAAGUGUUGUUAGUGAGAAGGUUCUUUCCAAUGAUAACCCAAAAUUUGGAUACAAUGCUGCAACAGGAGAAUACGAGGAUUUGAUGGCUGCCGGAAUAAUUGAUCCAACCAAGGUGGUCAGAUGUUGCUUGGAACAUGCAGCUUCGGUGGCGAAGACAUUCUUGAUGUCAGACUGUGUGGUGGUUGAGAUCAAAGAGCCUGAACCUGUUCCUGCCGGCAACCCCAUGGACAAUUCAGGAUACGGUUACUAGACGCUGCGGAAGAUUGUGAGAAGUUAUCAUAGCAAAAGACGAUCCGACUUCUGCUGUUAGUUCUGAAAGAAACAUACCAGAGGGGUCAUUAUUUGUGUAAAUUUAUUAUUUCUGCUGGUAGGAAAGCAUAAAUUAUGGUGAGGUUAGGUUGGCAGAGUGCGGCAUGUAUAAGUGCAAUGAUACUGAACUGAGUGCAAAACAAUAUUUCAUCUUUGGCCGAGUUGCAAUUUUGAGGUAAUUUUGUGCGA
Messenger RNA from Rhododendron vialii, 2227 nucleotides. Its product is annotated as ruBisCO large subunit-binding protein subunit beta, chloroplastic. Bases 174 to 1979 code for a protein of 601 amino acids. Gene Ontology annotation, biological process: protein refolding. Lineage: Eukaryota; Viridiplantae; Streptophyta; Magnoliopsida; Ericales; Ericaceae. The transcript has 15 exons. The record is from RefSeq and is a predicted model, not a curated record. Gene Ontology annotation, cellular component: cytosolic ribosome; chloroplast stroma. Gene Ontology annotation, molecular function: ATP binding; ATP-dependent protein folding chaperone.